UAGGGGGGGACAGAAGAAGAUGUAGUCGAGGCUCAACUGAAUACGGAGCAAACGUGACUAGCUGAGCCUCAUUCUGCCUGGUCCGUUGUUGAUCCGUUGCCUGAACUUGGUACCGUGAGUGGCGAAGCAAGAUGACCGUUUUCAGGUCCGGAAUCGCUGCGCCGCCUGCCGACCAUGCUGACGGGGGUCGAGUUCACGUUUUCGUGAAGCCUCGAGUUCGACUUUUUGCACCUACAUCCCCCGGGAAGAAAAACUACUAGGCGAUGCUCAGGGGUGUCUUCCCAGCUCACGACAACAUGGCCUUACACCUGCCAGGCCUCAUCCCUAGCAACUGGAAGCUUCGAUUAGGGCGGGUGCCCAGGCAACGGAGCUGGCUUCCCCAGCAAACCCCAGCCCAAACGAGAAGCCCCUACAAGCAAAGCACCGCUUGCUAUACCUACCGUCCCCAUGGGCAGUGCGGGCAGCAGCAGUCCUUCAGAUAAGGGCACCUCUUCUAGAAGCCUUCUUCGGACCAGCCCCCCGUCCCCUUCCUCCCUAUUUAGCUGGCAUGUCAUCAGGUUGACAGCCGCUUGUAUCCCCCUUGCCGCGGCUCUACGCCUCGGCGAGAUAUUGAUAUGUCGCUGGCAAACCUGUGUACAUGGAACAGAGCAGAACAGACAAGGUGCCUGUGCGCGGUUCCCGCGUUCCAAUGUACCUGCCUCUGUCUCGUUAUUGAGUGUUAUUCCACUGCAACCAGAGGCUAUAAUUUACCCUCUCCCCCCCUUCCCCCUCUUCCCCCUUUACCCUUGGACCUUUGAUUCCUUUCGCCCACCCACAGUCUCCUCAGCUUUUCCGUUAACACGCCGACAACUUCAUUUUCUACUCAAGAUCCCAAGACGCGGAUGCAGCAUCAAGAUUUGGUUAAUUGCGUGCUACACACUAUCUCAGGUCGAUCCCGAAGACUCACCUUCACGCAUCGUCUCUCGUAUCUUUCAGUCUAGCAGACUUCCCCUCCAAGGGGGCAAUACUUAUUCCAACACAAGAUACAUCUCGUACGCUCUCGUCAUCACACACUCCCGACCUUGGUCCUCAAAUCAUCCUUCCUUCUGGACGGCGCUGCUGACAGUCAUCUGAAUAGAUCUUUCCACCGGCGAGAUAUCAUCAGCAAUCCCCUGGAUAGACUGGCCUUUCACCUCGGAAACACCAUCGAUCAGGCCCCGGAUUGGCCUUCUAACCUGA
Durotheca rogersii is the source of this 1218-nucleotide messenger RNA. RefSeq lists its product as uncharacterized. NCBI's taxonomy places the organism in Eukaryota, Fungi, Ascomycota, Sordariomycetes, Xylariales, Xylariaceae. The record is from RefSeq and is a predicted model, not a curated record. The transcript has a single exon. Bases 448 to 1113 code for a protein of 221 amino acids.